Coturnix japonica (Japanese quail) is the source of this 3411-nucleotide messenger RNA. Its product is annotated as zona pellucida sperm-binding protein 2-like. NCBI's taxonomy places the organism in Eukaryota, Metazoa, Chordata, Aves, Galliformes, Phasianidae. The record is from RefSeq and is a predicted model, not a curated record.
GAGGGCAGCCUUUUUCUUUUAAGAUGGGAAGAUAAAAUUCUUUUAGCUUUAUGGAAAGCUUUUGGUGGAAAUCUGUAUUUCCUUGUGAUUGUUAGAAGAAUAAGCACUGAGGCGAAGCAAGCACACAAUGAAGUUAGGUCUGGUCCUGAGGUUAUUAUCAAUAGGAAUACUCAUUUCUGCAACAUGGACCCAAGUGGCAUCAGGACUUGUGAGCGCAGAGUGCUUGAAGAACUUUUUGCAUUUAACCCUGAGCAUGGAACACUUGAAGGAUAAAUAUUUAUCUUUUUCUGCUGUUGACCAAUCUGGUGUAGCCUGGGAGUUCGAUGAGGCCCUGGCAUCACAGUGUGGCUACACAAUAAUGUACAGCAGCAGGAAUAGCAUUGUGUUUCGUGCUUCUGCACUAAGUUGUCAUUCUCACUUGGAGAAAGAUGUGUUCACAGUAACUAUAAAAAUAAAAGUGUCCCAUACUUCUGAUAUGAAAAAUGCUACAACUCAUCUGAAAAGUGCAAGUUGCCCCUAUGGCCCGUGGAGUCCAAGAGAGUUAGUAUGUGAAACCAACUACAUGGAGGUUUCUGUCCAGAGAGUUGUUCCCCAAACUGAGGAUAUCGUGUUGAAUGAACCUGAGGACUGGGUUCUUUCUUAUCCAGAGCCAAAAGCAGGGGAAGCCUCAAUAUGGCAGAUAGUGUUUCAUCAACCAGAAGAAAAAAGAGCUCUGCUUGUAAGUGAUGCUUGGAAGGCUGGCUAUGGGCUCAACACCACAGAAAACAGAAUUCUGCUGCGAGUGCCAUAUAACACUGCACAAACUCAGCUGGUCAAGGCUCAGGGAAUUACCUUUUCUGUAGUGAGAUCAAGUACAUUUUACAAACAGCAGUGGAUGAUUCUGAUGGUGGAUACUACUGUGGCAUGUCCUGUAGAUGGUGUGGAUUACACUAACAAAACAAUCAUCUGGACUGUUCCAAAAUAUUUUCAAGCACUCUGUGCUGGAGCAACUGGCUUUAAGGAUGUGCUUGUUGAAGCUGGCGUGAAUCUACACAAACUCUCUGCUGAAGAAAUGGCCUCCAGGAAAUAUGUCUUAUCUAAUGACUUAAGUACAAUUACAAUGAAGAUACCUAUAGGUGCAGAAGGUGGUGCUUACAAGACUUCUGUGAGCAGUGGAAAGCAUGGGGCAAAAUACUCCAUCAGCCUGUUCUUGGAACACCAGUGGAAGGAUAACAAAUGGGGAUUAACCAAGUAUACCAUCAUCAAAGAAAUUGAAACACCAUUUGAACAAGCAGAACUUGCUAUCACUAACAGCCUCAAUCUGAGUGCAAGGCUAAUGAAUGUUACAGUGGGAAUGUUUCUCCUGGAUGUGGAGCUCAUGAACUUGACUAUUGAAGGGGCAACUGUAACUGUAUCUGAAGCUAUUCAGCGUGGAUAUUUAACAUAUGAGAUUCAAUAUGCUAAUGGAAGCAAAAUCUAUGUAAUACAAGUGUCAUUUGAUGCACCAGGCAUUAAGAAAGAGUACAUAACUGAUGACACAAGAGAAUACACACUCAAUGUCACACUGAAGUUUAUUAUCCUUCCAACAAGUGACACAUUUGCUGUUCCCAUCGUAACAGUGUCUGCUGUUAAAGAGCCUGUACUACCCAGUGCAAGGGGAUUUUGUGAUGAGAAGGACUUCCAUCUCAUUAUCACACGUGGAAAUAUGCAUCAAAACUGGCUCCCCUUCAUCUCAGAUCAGCACCUGAUGCCAGAGGCUGCCCAGAAAUACUACUAUAGCCUGAAUGACAAUGGCACUCACUUGGCUGUCUCUGUCCCUUUCCUUUCCUCCCUUGUGGACUAUAAGGAUAUUCAUACUUCUGGAGUAUUGGCUUCACUCCACUUAACCUUGAAGGAUGGUAUCACCUUGGCUAACAAGAAGGACUUCUCCAUUUCCUGCAGAUUUCCACCUUCGAAGCUAAUACAGUGCUUUCCCAAUGGCAACGUGGUAAUUACUGCAAUAAAAUUAGUAAGACUUGCAGAUCUGGACACCAGCCUGCUUGUCUUAAGAGACAAACAAUGCAAACCCAGUCUGGUGACAAAGAAAAUUGCAACCUUUAAAUUCAAUGUGAAUACAUGCGGAACAAGUAGAAAGUUCAACAGCACAUCUAUAACAUAUGAAAAUGAUGUACUCUAUUUCAAACCUGGAAAUAAUAUACCAGUAUACCAAUUGAAGUUUGUAUGUGUUUACACAAUCAAGCACUCAGCUGACAUCCGAUAUGAAAAUAAGAAGAACCUUCCAUUGAGUAUUAAGCCAGGUUUUGGCUCUCUAAAUCUCUCACUGAAGCUUUUUAAAGAGAAAUCCUAUUCUGAGCCCUAUCAGGAACUGGAAUAUCCUGUGGUGAAAUAUCUGCGGGAGGCACUGUACUUUGAAGUUGAACUACUCCAGCCUGCAGACCCAAGAUUGGAACUAAACUUGAAAGACUGCUGGGCUACCAACUCCCAAAACCAAGACAGUCUUCCACAAUGGCCAAUCCUUGUAAACGGGUGUGAAAAUAGCGAGGACUUUUACAGAACAGUCUUUCAUGAAGUUAAUUACAGCCACAGAGUAAAAUUUCCUCAGCACUUGAAGAGAUUUGAAGUGACAGUGUUCACCUUUGUACAAGACACAACUCUAUUACAAAUGCAGUUAUAUUUCCACUGCAGUGUUGUGAUCUGCAGCACUACACCGCUGCCUUCAGAUGUGAUUUGUCAGAGGAGGUGCAAUCCUGGGACACAUCGCCUUGACCGCAGUGCAGAACCGCAUCCAUGGGGCCAAGUGUCAUCUGGAGCAGUGCUUAUCAGAAAGGAAAAUGUGGCCAGCAAAGGUGAACACGCAGAUUGAGGGAAUGACCAACACUGUUUUGUUCCAUAAAGUCACAGACUGCACCAGUAACUCUGCUAAGCAGAGUAAGCAGCCACACUAGGGGAAAAUAAGCUUUUAGUGGAGACUUGGUGUAUUAUCACGGCAACUAUUACUAAGCUACUCUUACUAAACUCUGUCUAUGAAGUGUUCAGGAUUCUUCCUUACUAGAAGGAGUUCCUAUUAGAUUACUUGUGGUUUUUGUUUGUUUUUGGUGGAAAGAAAAAUGUCUUUUUUCCUCCACAUCUGAACAGAGCUAUGAAAACUGCUCAGAUUCGCUACUGUAUUUUCCUGUUGUAAGGAAAGCUAUUACUUGGCAUGAAUCAUUAUUGCUUAGGGCAAAAUCUGUAACAAUUGGGUGUAAAAUACUGUUUGCUUUUUAACUUCAUUAAAUAGAUUUCUACUAUAGGGGAUUUAUGUGAAAGCCGCCUUGAGCAAGAAACUAUUUCAUGAAUAUGUUUGUACCUUGUGAAGAAAAGCAAUGAAUAAAUGAUUUGUAGCUCUGUUAUAAUACCUGUUCAGUGGCCUCAUUAAACCAGUUUGUGCUAUGA